Messenger RNA from Candida tropicalis MYA-3404, 2382 nucleotides. It is a transcript of the gene LIG1, whose product is annotated as tRNA ligase. Bases 1 to 2382 code for a protein of 793 amino acids. The record is from RefSeq and is a predicted model, not a curated record. The transcript has a single exon. Gene Ontology annotation, molecular function: RNA ligase (ATP) activity; ATP binding; phosphoric diester hydrolase activity. NCBI's taxonomy places the organism in Eukaryota, Fungi, Ascomycota, Pichiomycetes, Serinales, Debaryomycetaceae. Gene Ontology annotation, cellular component: nuclear inner membrane. Gene Ontology annotation, biological process: tRNA splicing, via endonucleolytic cleavage and ligation.
AUGAGGGACGAUGUAUCUAAGAUCGUUGACUUGUGUCAACAGCUUAAUGAAUCAACUAAAUUGAAACGUAAUGGGAAAUGUAUAAAGUUCACCAACUUUGCUUCUCAUACUACUAUUCCUAUUGAUUCUUGGAAAUUUCUUGAAUGGGAUUAUGGAAAAGAAUCUGUCAAAUUACCUAUUCAAGCUAGAGGUUUGUUUACUACUAAUGAUGAUACUAUUGUUGUUAGAGGAUAUGACAAGUUUUUCAAUAUUGGAGAAAAAUCAUUCACUAAAGAAGAGGAAAUAAUCAAAUCAACUCAUGGUCCAUAUGAAGUAACUUUGAAGGAAAAUGGAUGUAUUAUUUUCUUUAGUGGGUUAUCUACCGGAGAUAUUAUUGUUUGUUCUAAGCAUUCAACCGGCGAUCGAGAUGAAGGAACUAGAAACCAUGCACAAGAAGGAGAGGCACAGUUAGUGAAACAGUUGGGUAAAGAAAAAGUUAAAGAAUUGGCCAAAUAUUUAUUCAACAACAAUCUUACUGUUGUUGCUGAGUUAUGUGAUGACGAAUUUGAAGAACAUGUAUUGCCUUAUCCAAAAGACAGAUCCGGUUUGUAUAUUCAUGGGUUGAAUUAUAAUACUAUCUUGUUCAACACUGUUCCAAUGGAGCAGGUUAUUGAAUUCACCAAUGAAUGGGGGCUCCGAUCAGUUCAGUAUUUGACUUACACCAACAGUGAAGAUUUAUUCAAAUUCUUACAUAAAUGUAGUGAAACAGGUACUUAUAAUGGCCAAGAAAUCGAAGGUUUUGUCAUCAGAUGUCAUAGACAGGAUAACCUGGAUUUCUUUUUCAAGUACAAAUUUGAACAACCGUACUUGUUGUAUCGUCAAUUCAGAGAGUGUACCAGAGAUUUAUUAUCAGGUAAAACCGUCUCAAGUAUUCGAGUUAAAAAGAAUAAAGAAAUCACCAAGAAAUACCUUGAAUUUGUUCAAGAUUUAUUUAAUAAAGAUCCAACUUUGAAAGAAUCUUUCGCCAAGGGACAUGGUAUUAUCAAAGUGCGUCAAAUGUUUUUACAAAACUUGAAUGAAACAAAUGGUAUGAAUUUGUUAACUAUUGACGAAGAAUUAUCAAAACAAUUAGCAGGAAUUAAGCUUGAUCCAAUUGUUAAAUAUGUCCUUGUACCAGUUGCAACUAUUGGAUGUGGUAAAACAACCGUGUUCAAUACUUUAGUUUCAUUAUUCCCAGAAUGGGUUCAUAUCCAGAAUGAUAACAUUUCCAAAAAUGCUAAACUAAAGAUUGUCGAUUUAACAUUGAAAGCAUUAGACCAAGCUCCACUUGUAUUGUUUGAUAGAAACAACUCAGCAUCGAGAGAAAGAAAACAGAUAUUCACAACUGUUGAUCAAAAAAGACACGAAUAUAUUGAUGAUAUUGUAGAAGUGAAGUACAUUGCAGUUAAUUUCAUCGACAACAACAUAAGUGAUCAAGAUCUUUGGGAUAUCACAUUUGGCAGAAUAAAAAAGAGAGGAGACAAUCAUCAAUCGAUCAAACCAGAAACAGAUGAAAAAUUAGUGGAGAAUAUUAUGAAGGGUUUCAUUGGAAGAUUACAACCAAUCAACACCAAAGCACCUCCAGAUGAUGCAUUUGAUCAUGUGAUCAAUUUGAAAUUGACAAAGGAUGAAAACUCAUCCUUGAACAAUGUCAAGACUAUAAUAAAUGAACUUGCAAAAAAAUACCCAGAUUUGGUACCAUCUAAACCUAACGAGGGUGCUAUAGAAGUUGCAUUUAAGGAAGCAUUAAAUUACAAACCAACAUUUGUCAAAGAUAUGAGUGGCAAAAAACCAAAGGAUCCAACAUUUUAUGGGAUUUCAAUCAAUCGUUCUCGAGUAUUGGAUGAAAUUGAACCAGUAUUAUCUUUCAACGACAAUUACAACAAUUUAAAAAAAGAAAACUUGGUUCAGGAUGAAUUUCAUGUAACUUUAGCACAUAUAGCAAGUACUAAAGAAAAAUCCAAUAGAAUCAAAUGGAAAAAUAUCAAAUCCAAACUCGGAUUAGGUAAUCCAGAUCAAUCAAAGACAAUUUUGGAAUUUUUCGGUGAUAUCAAAUUGUUGCAAAUUGUUAUUAACCAGGGUAAAUUGAUUUGUAUUAAAGUUCAACUACUCAAGAUUUACAACAAGGAUAAAGAUAUCGUUGAGAUUGAACCAGUGAAUAAACAUAAUCAUAUAACUGUUGGUUGUUUCCCACCUACUUUAGCAUACCAAUCUAAUGAAACCUUAGAGGAAUUGUAUAAAGAUGAUGAUCAAGAGCUCAAGUCAGAUGGAAAAUACCAAUGUGGGGAAGACACAUUAGAAGUUAUCAAUUUCUCAAAUGACAUUACUUUAGUAAAUCAAAAGUUGUUUGUAGUUUAUCAAUAG